This is a messenger RNA of Phragmites australis (common reed), 953 nucleotides long. Its product is annotated as thioredoxin M1, chloroplastic-like. The record is from RefSeq and is a predicted model, not a curated record. Lineage: Eukaryota; Viridiplantae; Streptophyta; Magnoliopsida; Poales; Poaceae. The transcript is spliced from 2 exons. Bases 139 to 648 code for a protein of 169 amino acids. Gene Ontology annotation, molecular function: protein-disulfide reductase activity; oxidoreductase activity, acting on a sulfur group of donors, disulfide as acceptor. Gene Ontology annotation, cellular component: cytoplasm.
AUCUGCAUCUCACUCGUCCAACUCCCACCCACCACCUCAUCUUCCUCGCCUCCCCGCACGCACCGCACCGAUUCCCCUCGCCUCCUCCCUCCUCCCUCCUCCGGCCCUUGCCACCCGUUUCCAUCCCCAUCCGCCGCGAUGGCCUCCCACCUCGCCGUCGCCGUGUCCGCGCCCGUCUCGUCGCCUCCGGUUGUAUCCGGCCUCGCCCCGCGCCGCCUCGCCCUCCGCGGUCUCCCGCCGCGCCGCCUCGCCCUGCGCGCCCGGCCCCGCUCCCGCGGCGCGUCCUUCGUGUGCCAGGCCCAGGGUGGCCAGGACACCUCCAUCCAAGUUCCUGAUGUGAGUAAAUCUACAUGGCAAUCACUUGUUGUGGAGAGCGAGCUUCCUGUCCUCGUUGAGUUCUGGGCUACGUGGUGCGGACCGUGCAAAAUGAUAGAUCCCAUUGUCGGCAAGCUUUCAAAGGAGUAUGAAGGGAAGCUGAAAUGCUACAAGCUCAACACCGACGACAGCCCUGACAUUGCAACCCAAUUCGGCAUCCGGAGCAUCCCCACCAUGAUGAUAUUCAAGAACGGUGAGAAGAAGGAUGCGAUCAUUGGAGCUGUGCCGGAGAGCACCCUGGUCACCUGCAUCGAGAAGCAUGUUGGGAGGUGAAAUCUCAAAUUGAGCCAGCUGGUCUUGAACUUCAAUUUGUAGAUGGAUGGGUAUACCGUUGUCAUUGAUCUCCCAUUAAAUAAUAUGUAGCUGUAUGUAGAUAAUAUGAUAUAGCUUCCAAUAAAUGCAAUUCAAGAUAAAUGCAAUUCAAGGAUGAUAGGGCUUCUAGAUGAAAGGUGGAGUACAAAGGUCGCUUCUAGUCUAGCUCUACUUUCCAGUUUUCAUUCAUUGUGUUGCCUUGAUAUAUGUAGAUCUGCUAAAUCAUAUUCGACUCUUAUCAUCAUGGUGUGAUUGUGUUGGACUUA